AUGCGGAGCCAAAGAAGGCAAAGUAGAAGACCGCUAAGGACACCGCCGCCAGACAACUUUGUGAGCUUCGCCACUUAUUUCCCCAGGUUGCUGAGGCAAGUGCACACAGGCCUGAGUCUCUCCCACAAGGUGGUGAACGUCAUGGAUUCGUUUGUGAAGGAUAUUUUUGAGUGGAUAGCCGAAGAGGCCGGGUGCCUGGCCAUCUCCAACAAUCACUGCACCAUCACGAGUGGAGAGAUCCAGACAGCUGUGUGUCUUCUCUUGCCUGGGGAGAUCUGCAAGUAUGCCAUGUCUGAGGCCACCAAAUCAGUCAUCAGAUACGACUGCUGCAGAUGA
Molecule: messenger RNA, 336 nt
Organism: Dama dama (fallow deer)
Lineage: Eukaryota; Metazoa; Chordata; Mammalia; Artiodactyla; Cervidae
Product: late histone H2B.L4-like
Exons: 1
Coding region: 1-336 (111 amino acids)
Biological process (GO): nucleosome assembly
Cellular component (GO): nucleosome
Molecular function (GO): structural constituent of chromatin; DNA binding; protein heterodimerization activity
Source: RefSeq, a predicted model, not a curated record